Messenger RNA from Acanthisitta chloris (rifleman), 4008 nucleotides. RefSeq names its product ubiquitin specific peptidase 42 (gene USP42). NCBI's taxonomy places the organism in Eukaryota, Metazoa, Chordata, Aves, Passeriformes, Acanthisittidae. The record is from RefSeq and is a predicted model, not a curated record. The coding region runs from base 1 to 4008 and encodes 1335 amino acids. Gene Ontology annotation, biological process: protein deubiquitination; regulation of apoptotic process. Gene Ontology annotation, cellular component: nucleus; cytosol. Gene Ontology annotation, molecular function: cysteine-type deubiquitinase activity; cysteine-type endopeptidase activity. The transcript is spliced from 16 exons.
AUGACCAUAGUCAACAAGCCAAAAUCUUCAAAUUCUAAAAAAUCUUCCUCAAGGCGAUCUGACAAAUCUAUGAAACCCCGGACCAAAAAAAUGACGUCGCGCACGGCGAGCUUGGGCCGGGUUCCUCCUGCAGAAGAUUCCAGCAAAGUCUCAGUGGACAAAGGCCCUGGAGGGCAUAUUUAUUGUAGAUCAUCUCAAAAAUCUAAGCGUUUUGCCCAAAGAGAUCUAGUUGUUAAUGACGGAAUUGCUCCGCCACAAAGAAUUCUUUUUCCACCUGAGAAAAUCUGUAUGGAUUGGCAGCAGGCACUAAGUGUUGGAGUUGGGCUGCAGAACCUCGGCAACACAUGCUUCCUGAAUUCUACUCUCCAGUGCUUGACCUACACACCCCCUCUUGCCAAUUACAUGCUCUCUCUCGAGCACACCAAGUCCUGUCAUGUAGAAGGAUUCUGUAUGAUGUGCACAAUGGAAAGUCACAUCAACAAGGUCCUGUGUUGCUCCAAUGAUGCCAUCAAACCUACAUCUGUUAUCAAUGGCCUUAAAAGAAUAGGAAAGCAUUUCCAUUUUGGCAGUCAAGAGGAUGCACAUGAAUUCUUAUGCUUCACUGUUGAUGCUUUACAGAAAGCUUGCUUGAAUGGAAGUAAUAAAUUGGACAGAUCUUCUCAAGCCACUACACUUAUUUAUCAAAUAUUUGGAGGAUAUCUCAGAUCCCGAGUAAAGUGCUUGAAUUGCAAAGCAGUGUCAGAUACAUAUGAGCCAUUUCUCGACAUUACUGUGGAUAUAAAGGCAGUUACAUCUGUCACCAGAGCUCUAGAACAAUAUGUGAAACCAGAACAACUGGAUGGUGAAAAUAGCUACAAGUGUAGCAAGUGUAAGAAGAUGGUUCCAGCAUCUAAGAGAUACACAAUACAUCGCUCCUCCAACGUGCUCACAAUCUCCCUGAAAAGAUUUGCAAACUUUACAGGUGGAAAGAUCAACAAGGAUGUAAAAUAUCCUGAAUAUUUGGAUCUCCGACCAUAUAUGUCCCAGUCCAUUGGGGAGCCACUCAUCUAUGCUUUAUAUGCAGUUCUUGUUCAUAGUGGUUUCAACUGCAAUGCUGGACACUAUCUCUGCUUCAUAAAGGCUGGUAAUGGUCUUUGGUAUCGAAUGAAUGAUGACUCAGUAGAACUUUCUGAUAUCAAAACAGUUCUCCAUCAGCAAGCUUAUGUACUAUUUUAUAUCAGGCGCUAUGAUCUGUCACUCGGAGAACGUGCGUUUUACUUACCGACGCCGUCGUAUCCGCGCUCCUUCCUCGGGCAGAGGGGAGCCAACAGCAAGCAGGCUGGAUUUAUUGGACCACGACUUCCUCCUCAUAUGAUUAAGAGUUCAAGUCGUUUGAAUGGAAAUGGACCCUUAAAAGAGGAUCCCAGUAGUGUUGGUGUUGGUGUAAAAAGGCCUUCAGAGCCACCAGUAGCUUGUGUUCAGAACUGGGCGAUUGCCAGGCCUUCAAUUACAGACCCGUCAAAAACCCAGAAGAUCACUAUCAGUAUUCACAACAAAUUGCCUACACGUCAGACUGUGUCACAGCCUGAGUGUCCUAGCAGUGCUGUGGAGGAUGAGGAUCUAAGCAAGCCUAUUCCUUCAUCCACAAUCACAAAUUCUUCCACAGCAGAGCCUACCUCACACGUGUCUGCAAUGUCGGUCGCUGCUAGUGUCUCUAAACAGGAGGUUCCUGAUGACAUUUUUGUGGAGCCUGCGGUGAAUGGAAACCCUAAACUUGGUUCUGAUAACAUAGUCCCUUACUGUGCAGAAUCUUCAGGAAAGUCUGAAGAGUCUAAGGGCUUGUUUAAGAGGAAUUGCAACAUAAUCUCUUCUAAUGGACUUUUGCUUGGGAAGGUGGUCCGUACGUUGCAUAAUUCCCAUUCGUCCUGUCAGAGUGCUGAGGAAGAAAGAUCUCAGCAUGAGCUGCCAAAAAUUGAUUCCCUAAAUGGUGCUAUUAGUUUAGAUAAUGAAUAUAAAGAAAAUGGACUGAAACUUGACGACUCCACUUGCCAAGUCCAACCUGUUAAACCUUCUGAGAUUUUCUUUUCUAAAGCAAAUGGAGUGCUUGAAACGAAGCCUAAAGCUUUGUCACCCCAUCCUCAAGACCUUGAAGAAUCUCUCAUGUACAGCCAACUGAACAGCUUGUCAGAGGAAGAAAGUUCCUCUGGACCUCAGAAAUUUUCUGAGGAGGAUGGUCUGAUGGAAGCUAUGAUGAUAGAAGCACUCUUUGGCUAUGAAGAAGCCAGAAAGGGUCCUUCCAACUUUACCUUUCCGGCUGAGAAACCUUUUUCUCAGUCAGACUCUGAAACCAUUUUUACCAAAGAAGAAGUUGCUGAAAGUAUUGUAACAAAAGCUGAUAAUGCACAUCUCAAUAUCAAUGGUCAGCACAAGGUCAGGAAAAAAUCCUUGGACAUCGAAGAUGAAUUCCUUGGGCAGUGUGAGUCGGAAGACAUCAGAGACAAAGACAAACCAAGAAGAUCAAAAGAACCUGAACUCAUUUCAAAAGAAAAUCCUUUGUACAUCAAAGGGCCUCCUGAGAGUGAAGAGAAAUUAGGGCAAACAUCCUCUGUAAAGCCUGACAUUGAAUGUAGUUCUAAAAAACUUGGAUCUCUGGAUAUUGCAGAUAAAUGCCAAGAUGCAAAGAACAUUUCUAAUACCUAUGUGGAGGUACCACCUGUCAAUGACUUUUGUAUUAUAAAGCUGGAUAAAGUAUUAGAAAGUCAAUUUUCUAGAGCAGAUGAGAGACUGAGUAAUAAAAUACGUGAAGAAGAUAAAUAUAUGAGAAAAAGUAAGAUAAAAACGCAUGACUCUAAAAGAUCUGACAAAGAGCACUACCGACGGAAGAGAGAAAGCUCAGACUCUGAGGAGAAGGAGAGGCAAAGCAGAACCAAAACAGAUGAUCAUUCCCACAGGAGGAGGAGGUCUCGCAGCGUGGAAACAAACAAGCAAAAUCAUCACAAACGGGAAUAUUGCAGUGAGCGCAGGUACAGAUCUUCCCAUCAUGACAGGAACAGCCCAAGCCAUGGCAGAAGCUCAGGGAAAUAUUAUCGUCGUUAUAGAUCCCGAAGCAGAGAAAGGACAGACCAAGACAGGAAUAGGUAUUACUAUUCCAGAGGAGAGAGAGCUUGGAUUAGAGAAAGAUACUACCAAGAUGAACCACGGAGACGGGAAAAAUGCAGAUACUACAGUGAUUAUUACUCCUCCCAUAGAACAAGGGAUGGCAGAGAGAGGAAGUCCUCUCAUGGUGACAGAGACUAUGACAAAUUGAGUCAACCCUACUACAGGUCACACAAGGAUUAUCACUGCAGGAGCAGGUGGGCUCACAGCUCACUCUCCGGAGAGGAGGAUGCACAUCACUUCAGCAGGCACAGAGCAAACCUACACCACUGUUCAGUACCUCAGCAGCGUUCGGAUAAAUACUCCCGUGACAGGCAUGGACUUCCCCCUGUGCCAGCCCAUUCCAAUUUUGAGGACUCUUCCAGGGAAAACAGAAAAGACAAACUAACAAAUGGGAAAAGAAAAUACUCCCACCAAGAAGAAAGUGAAAGUGACAUAGAAAAGAAAUACCGAAAGAUAGACGACCAAAGAAUCAGAAAGGAUAAGAAGAUCAAGAAGAAAAAGAAGUCCAAAGAUAGACAUCAAGAGAAGGAUUACAGACUGAGUGAUUCGGAUUGCUCUGGGCUCCACCUGGACAGUGACAAUCACAAACAGAAGAAAAAGAAGAAAAAGAAGAGGCAUGGGAGGAAACUGAAAGCCUUAUUGGAAUAUUUAGAUCCUCGUUUCCAGAAGAGGACAUGGAAGACGAAGGAAGAAUCCCGUACUCCAGAUGAUCAUUCAUCUGAGGAAUACACAGAUCAGGACAGCAAACAGCCCUGCAAGGAAGAAAAGAAUUAUGCUGCAGGAGACAGCAAGAAAUACAGCUCCAGCUCAGCCGAGGAGUGUGGCAGAGAUGCAGAGCUGACUGAUGAAAGCCUUCAAUACUCAGACUAA